Molecule: messenger RNA, 630 nt
Organism: Chenopodium quinoa (quinoa)
Lineage: Eukaryota; Viridiplantae; Streptophyta; Magnoliopsida; Caryophyllales; Amaranthaceae
Exons: 1
Coding region: 1-630 (209 amino acids)
Source: RefSeq, a predicted model, not a curated record
AUGGCUAACUGGGCUGGGGCGACGCCGAAGAACCAACAGAUGUUUAAUGUAAAAGGGUUUGAUGAGAAUGAUUUGAUGAUGGGAGUUAUGUUGUCACAAAAACCAGGAAAUGAUCUUAUUCAAAACUGUGAUCUGCCACCCCCUACAAAAGUCUUUUCAGGGUUACCUGACAAUGUAACAGUAAUCAGUCCUAUGAAAAGAAAAAAAGUGCAGAACUUUGUGGGUGAUCAUGAUCAUGGGGAUGAAUUUGAUGUUGGGGAUAGAAAAAUGGGGCUUCUGAAGGCACUAAGGUUGUCUCAGACACGAGCACGCGAAGCAGAAGCUAAGUAUGCCGCGAUGACUAAGGAGAGAGAUGCGCUUGCCUGUGCUGUCGUGCAAGAUUCGAUGCAGAUUUUUGCUUACAGACAGUUUGUGACGUUGCUUGAAUUUCAAGUAUCUCAACUUCAGCAACAGCAAAAACAGCAACAGCAGCAGCAAGUCUUCUGUGAUCAAGGGAAGCGAAAACAGGGCGACGAAGGUGGUGAUGGAAGUGGAAGUAAUGGGUUAACAUUGUUGAUAACUAUGGCUUUCUGUUUGGGUAUAGCUGGGGUUGGAUUUGCAGUUGGUUGCAAAUAUUUUUACUCUUAUUAG